AACAGAAAAGGAGAGUGAAAAAAAAUAAAGUCUCUGAGUCAACUCACUGAGUUCUGUAAACACUGUUACAGAACCACCUGUUAGAGCCCAUUUCACAGCUAGCUAUUAAAACAAGCCCAUCAACAACCACCCUUCAUCUUUCUCUUGCAUCCAUCGACUUCUAUCAAUGGACAGCAUCGUCCAAGCCGGGUGGAUCCACUUCCAGAAUGCAUCGCGUUUGGAACAGGAUCAAAUCAUCGCAAUGUUCAAGAGCUUGGAUGUGGACCAGGAUGGACAAAUAUCAAAGGCUGAGCUUAUAAACCUCUUGAAAAACACCAUGCCUACGGCCAAGAUCUUGUCCUUGUUUAACAAGCUUGACCGGGACGGGAGUCGGUCCCUUGAUUUCUAUGAGUUUGUAACGUUCCACUAUGCCAACAUUAGUAGGUCAGUAUGCAAUUGUUGCAACGAAUUCGGCAUGGGCUUGUAUUAUUGUUGCGUUAGGUGCUGGAAAAUGCAGCUGAGUGACGGGGAUGGGCAGGUGUUCGAGGUGUGCACGGAAUGCUACUCAAACAAAUCAUUCAAGCACCAGCACAACGAGUUCUUGGACAAUUACGUGCUGUUUCGAUCCAAGGAGAUUUUGGUACUAAAUCGGGAGAAGACAGUGAAAGAUAACCCAAUACAGGCCGCGUUCAAUGCAGGCUGUUUAUAUUACCGGGCCCUUUCGAGCAUAAAAAAUAACGUAGCAGAUGCCUUGUUCAAGGAAAUGGACGGCAAUGGUGAUUGGAGGGUGAGCGUGAAUGAGGUAAUCAGACUCAUGACUAAAAAGGGGAUAUCGCAGGCAGACGCUAGUAAGGCGUUUGAGGACAUUAACCUGGCCGGGGACCAUUACCUUAGCUUUAAGGACGUCGUGGCUUCGUGGUGCUGCCACGUUGCGACAGGUGUAUGGCCAUGA
Magnolia sinica is the source of this 931-nucleotide messenger RNA. RefSeq lists its product as uncharacterized. The record is from RefSeq and is a predicted model, not a curated record. The coding region runs from base 167 to 931 and encodes 254 amino acids. NCBI's taxonomy places the organism in Eukaryota, Viridiplantae, Streptophyta, Magnoliopsida, Magnoliales, Magnoliaceae. The transcript is spliced from 2 exons. Gene Ontology annotation, molecular function: calcium ion binding.